CUGACUCCGCCAUGUCAUCAGUCUGCGUCGGUAAACGAAAACGUGCGUCGCGUAGUUCAAAGGAGUGAUAAAUUAACGAAAAAUAAUUAUUAAAUAGAUUCAAACUAGAGUACAUUUCGCAGUCGGGUCGAUAUGGACGACGAAGAGGAAACAUACAGACUGUGGAAGAUUCGUAAAACCAUCAUGCAGCUGUGCCACGACCGAGGCUACCUGGUGACACAGGACGAGUUGGACCAGACACUGGACGAGUUCAAGAGUCAGUUUGGAGACAAGCCCAGCGAGGGUCGCCCCAGACGCACAGACCUCACUGUGCUGGUGGCGCACAACGAUGACCCCACGGACCAGAUGUUUGUUUUCUUUCCUGAGGAGCCCAAAGUGGGAAUCAAGACUAUUAAGAUGUACUGUCAGAGGAUGCAGGAGGAGAACAUCACACGAGCCAUCAUUGUUGUUCAGAUGGGCAUGACACCGUCAGCCAAACAGUCUCUAGUUGACAUGGCACCCAAAUACAUAUUGGAACAGUUUCUACAACAGGAGCUGCUUAUUAACAUCACAGAGCAUGAGCUUGUUCCAGAGCACAUUGUUAUGACGAAAGAGGAAGUGACUGAACUUCUGGCAAGAUAUAAACUAAAGGAAAGCCAGUUGCCGAGGAUCCAGGCUGGGGACCCUGUGGCUCGCUACUUUGGCUUGAAAAGAGGACAGGUAGUAAAGAUCAUCAGACCCAGUGAAACAGCUGGGCGGUACAUCACAUAUAGACUGGUGCAGUGACGGAGAGAUGUUCUUCUGGAUCAACAUUUAGGACGACCAGUGAAGGAAACUGAAGAUGUUACAUCCUUCAUCACUCAUCCACGGAUUAUUCUUCUGCUUAUGACUUGUGUUGUUUAGUUUUUCUGAUAAUUACUGAUUUUGUAAAAUAAACAUUUCAAAAUUUAA
This is a messenger RNA of Morone saxatilis (striped sea-bass), 930 nucleotides long. RefSeq names its product RNA polymerase II, I and III subunit E, b (gene polr2eb). Gene Ontology annotation, cellular component: RNA polymerase II, core complex; RNA polymerase III complex; RNA polymerase I complex. Gene Ontology annotation, molecular function: DNA-directed RNA polymerase activity; DNA binding. NCBI's taxonomy places the organism in Eukaryota, Metazoa, Chordata, Actinopteri, Moronidae. The record is from RefSeq and is a predicted model, not a curated record. The transcript has 8 exons. Gene Ontology annotation, biological process: DNA-templated transcription. The coding region runs from base 133 to 765 and encodes 210 amino acids.